GAAAACGAAAGUAACCAAAUAAACCUGUUGCUCUCUGGAUUUGAUCCAUGCGAUGUUCCAGAAAACAUUUACAAUGAUAACCAAAUCUAACACUCGCGGUCAUUUAUGUAUAUUUAAUCCACAAUUCAUCGAUCAGCAAGAGAUUUUGAGAACGACUCGCGCUGACAGACAACAAGAGAAGGAGGAAAAAGAGGACGUUUAUAUAAAAUACUUAUAAAUUCUCUUCGUAGUGGACAAGACUUCAAGAAAGUCCUGCUGAACGAUUGAUUGUUUUCUCAAACCAGUGCUGAUCAGAGGAGCGAGGAAAGGACUCUCUCUCUAAGAUGAGUCUCUCAGAGAAACACAGAGUAAGAUCAGGAUCACAUGUGUCCAGCUCUGUGUCUCUGAAGAGUGACCGGUCAAAAGGUAUAGGACCAAACUUCAGUGAGAAAACACCAUCAUCUAACAAAAGUGUAAGAUCAGGCACACAUGUGUCCAGCUCUGUGUCUCUGAAGAGUGACCAGUCAAAAGAUGAUGGACCAUUCUUCAGUGGGGAAAAACCAUCAUCUAAUAAAAGUGUAAGAUCAGGAUCACAUGUGUCCAGUUCUGUGUCUCUGAAGAGUGACCGGUCAAAAGAUGAUGGACCAUUCUUCAGUGGGGAAAAACCAUCAUCUAAUAAAAGGCUUCAAUAUGAGACAUUAGACUCAGACGUUCAGACUCACAGGAACCACAAGAAUUUCAAAGACAAUCUCCUGUGGAUCUUCCAGGAUCUUGAGAGCAAAAUAAUCACAUUUAUGAAGAAAGAGCUGGAAAAGUUUAAUAAAAUAUUACAAAAUGAGAACAGAGAAAACUUAGUGAAGGACUUUAAUGAGAGUAGAUGCAGUAUCAAAGCAGCAGCUCUUGAUCUCACACUACAUUACCUGAGAGAGAUGAAGCAAGAUGAAGCUGCUGAUGAUCUAGAAGUUGAGCUGAUCUUCAUUCAUCAGCUAAAAUGUGACCUAAAGAAGAAGUAUCAAUGUGUGUUUGAAGGAAUGGCGAAGCAUGGUGACUCCACACUUCUGAAUAACAUCUACACAGAUCUCUAUAUCACUCAGGGUGGCAGUGAACAGGUCAAUACUGAACAUGAGGUCAGACAGAUUGAAGUUGCUUCCAGGCGUCAUGAGUCUCAAGAGAUUCAGGUUAAAUGCACAAAUUUGUUUGAAGCUCCUGAACAAGACGAGGAGAUCCGAACUGUACUGACAAAAGGAGUCGCUGGCAUUGGAAAAUCAGUCUCUGUGCAAAAGUUUGUUCUGGACUGGGCUGAAGGAAAAGAAAAUCAAGAUAUUAGUUUCAUAUUUCCUCUUCCAUUCAGAGAGAUGAACUUAAAGGAGAAAGAAAAACUAAGUUUGAUGGACCUUCUAACUCAUUUUUUCCCAGAGACAAAAGGACUGAACCUUACAAGAAGGAAUCGAUUCAAAAUCCUGUUCAUCUUUGAUGGAUUGGAUGAAUGUCGCCUUCCUCUGAAGUUUGAUUAUAAUGAGACGUGGUGUGAUGUAUCAUCACCAGCCUCUCUGGAUGUUCUCCUAACGAACCUCAUGAAGGGAAAUCUGCUUCCUUCUGCUCUUAUCUGGUUCACAACCAGACCAGCAGCUGCCAGUAAGAUUCCUCCUGACUGUAUCGACCGGCUGACAGAGAUACGAGGAUUCAGUGACGCACAAAAGGAAGAGUACUUCAAAAAAAGAUUCACGGAUCAGAAUCAGGCCAACACAAUCAUUGAUCAUGUUAAAAAAUCAAAGAGUCUCUUUAUCAUGUGCCACAUCCCAGUCUUCUGCUGGAUUUCAGCCACUGUUCUCCAGAACAUUCUGGAGGAGAAAAGAAAUAAUGAUGUGAAAAACAAUCAGGCUGAUGAGAUCUCUAAAACACUACAGGAAUCAAACACUGAAGACACUCCCAAGACUCUGACACAAAUGUACACACACUUUCUCCGCUUUCAGAUCCAGCAGAGCCGCCGAAAAUAUGAUGGAGAAUACAAAGCAGAUGUUUCCUGGGAUAAAGACACCAUCCUUUCACUGGGGAAAUUGGCAUUUCAUCAGCUGGAAAGAAACAACGUGAUCUUCUAUGACACAGACCUGGAAGCCUGUGGUAUUGAUGUCUAUAAGGCAUCAGUGUACUCAGGCAUGUGUACCCAGAUCUUUAAGGAGGAAACAGGGAUCAUUCUUGGUACCAUGUACUGCUUUGUUCACUUGAGCAUUCAAGAGUUUAUUGCAGCCCUUUAUGCACAUCUGUUUCUAGACAUCAACAAGAAAAGUGUGUUUGUUCAUGAGUCUACAGAACAGGAAAACAAAAAUAAAUCCAUGAUUGAUUUUCUGAAGACUGCAGUGGACAAGGCGCUCAAGAGUGACAAUGGACACCUGGACCUUUUCCUUCGCUUCCUCCUUGGUCUGUCACUCCAGUCCAAUCAACGACUUUUACGGGGUCUGUUGACACAGAAAGACGGCAAUGACCAGAGUAACAAGGAAAUAGUUCAGUACAUCAAGCAGAAAUUAGAAGGUAAUCUGUCUGCAGAGAGAUCCAUCAAUCUGUUCUACUGUCUGAAUGAACUGAAUGACCAAACUCUGGUGAAGGAGAUUCAGACCCACCUUAGCAAAGGAAGUCUCUCAUCUGGUGACCUUUCACCUGCCCAGUGGUCUGCUUUGGUCUUUGUGUUGUUGACAUCAGAGGAAGAGCUGGAGGAGUUUGAGCUUCAGAAAUUCAAGAAAUCAGACGAGUGUCUCAUUAGAUUAUCGGCAGUCAUCAAAACCUCCAGAAGAGCUCUGUUAAAUGACUGUAACUUAACAGACAAAAGCUGUUCAGCUCUGGCUGCAGUUCUUGGAUCAGAUACCAAUCUGAAAGAGCUGAACAUGAACAAUAAUAAUCUGCAUGAUUCAGGAGUGAAGCUUCUCUGCACUGGACUGAAGAAUUUAAACUGUAAAUUGGAGAUACUGAGACUCUCUAACUGCAGUGUAACAGAAGAAGGUUAUAAAGCUCUGGCUUCAGCUCUGAGAUCAAACCCUUCACACCUGAUAGAGCUGGAUCUCACAGGAAAUGAUCCUGGACAAUCAGGAGUGAAGGAGCUCAGUGAUUUACUACAGGAUCCAAACUGUCAACUGAAGACACUGAGGUUUUUGAGUGCUGCUGCAGAUGAAGCCUGUCAGUAUGUAAAGAGAGUUGUGGGUAAAAACCGGUUACUCCUGAGAGAGCUGAAUCUGAGUUAUCAUGCACUAGGAGACACACAAGUGAAUCCGAUCACUGCUCUACUGCAGGAUAAAAACUGCCAUUUAUUUAAAAUAUUACAUUACUUUCAAUGGUAAUGUUGCUGUAGUUGAUGAUAAUUUUUCCUCAGUUAUUUGUUCAGUUAUGUUUCUCAGGGUCACACAGAGCCACAACAAUGUAAAGAAAUACAAUUAAACAGGAAAUUGAAAACACACAAUUAAAUCAUGGCAUCAAGCUUUAAAUAUUUGACUAAGUAAGACAGUUUUAGCAUGGGUCAAUAAUUAUUUCAGUAACUGUAGAGGGAGAACAAUGGUUUUCUUCCAGAGCUUAGAAAACUCUUCAAAUAAUUAAAAAAACAAAAAUAAAAUGUGAAUUAGGUGCAUUUUCAUCAAGUUGGUCAAGCGGAUGGCGGUGGUAUUGUCAAGUCAAGUCACCUUUAUUUAUAUAGCGCUUUUUACAAUGUAGAUUGUGUCAAAGCAGCUUUACAUUGAUAACUGGUACAUUGUUUGGCUGCACAGCAGCUCUUAAAGAAUAGUGUCAAUGCAGGCAGAUCAAAGCACUGUUGAAUAUCAAAUGUCAAGUCAAAUGUCAAGUGUCCCCAACUAAGCAAGCCAGAGGCGACAGCGGCAAGGAACCCAAACUCCAUCAGGUGACAUUAGGUGGCAGACAAGUGGCAAAUUGGUGUUAAAAUGGAGAAAAAAAACCUUGGGAGAAACCAGGCUUAGUCGGGGUGCCAGUUCUCCUCUGGCCAACAGUGCUUUGUUACAAUUCAGGUUGCUAUCAUAAGUCCAAUAGGAUCGCAACAUUAAAAGUAUUUAUUUCAGUUCCAUCCAAUUGAGGAUCGUAUUGAGGAUCACGCCGGUAUGGACGGUUGUUGAGGAACUGUGUCGUGGCUGUCGUGUCGAUGAGGCCCUCACAGUGGAUGAUCUAGUUGACUCAAUCUCUGCUGAUACGUCAGGGCUGCGUUGUGGUCGUGUCAAGGUGCAGGUCCUUGGUCUCACCUGGAUACGGCCCGGAUCCGGUUGACUACGGUGAACCUCGGGAUAAACAGAAAGACUAAUAUUAGCGUAGAUGCCAUUCUUCUUCUGAUGUAACGAGUACAUCAGGUGUUAUAGGAAGUGUUCCCAGUUCCGGCUGUCCUAAUUUAUGCAGCCUAAUAAUCCUUUAACGGAUUUGAAAAUAUAAAUUGGUAAUGUGUGUAUGUGUAUGCCAAGUUAAAGAGAUGCGUUUUUAGUCUAGAUUUAAACUGACAGAGUGUGUCUGCUUCCCGAACAAUGCUAGGAAGAUUGUUCCAGAGUUUAGGUGCCAAAUAGGAGAAGGAUCUACCAUCUGCAGUUGAUUUUGAUAUUCUAGGUAUUAUCAGCUGGCCUGAAUUCUGAGAUCGCAAUAGACGUGAAGGACUAUAAUGAAUUAGGAGCUCGCUCAGGUACUGGGGAGCUAAACCAUUUAGUGCUUUGUAAGUAAUUAGCAAGAUUUUAAAAUCUAUACGAUGUUUAACAGGAAGCCAAUGCAGUGUUGACAGAACUGGGCUAAUAUGGUCAUACUUCCUGGUUCUAGUAAGAACUCUAGCUGCUGCAUUUUGUACGAGCUGUAGUUUAUUUAUCAGGCGAGCAGAACAACCACCCAGUAGAGCAUUACAGUAAUCUAGCCUUGAGGUCAUGAACACAUGAACUAACUGUUCUGCAUUUUUCAUUGAGAGCAUAUGUCGUAGUUUAGAUAUAUUUUUAAGAUGGAAGAAUGCGGUUUUACAGAUGCUAGUAACAUGGCCUUCAAAUGAAAGAUUGGUAUCAAAGAGCACACCCAGGUUCCUAACUGACGACGAAGACUUAACAGAGCAGCCAUCAAGUGUUAGACAAUAUUCUAGGUUAUUACGUGAAGAAGUUUUUGGUCCAAAAAUUAGAAUCUCUGUUUUUUCUGAAUUUAGUAGUAGGAAAUUACUGGUCAUCCAAUUUUUUUAUAUCAGCUAUGCAUUCCGUUAAUUUUGUGAAUUGGUAAGUUUCGUCAGGGCGCGAAGAAAUAUAGAGCUGAGUAUCAUCAGCGUAACAGUGAAAACUAACGCCAUGCUUCCUAAUGAUAUCUCCCAAGGGUAGCAUGUACAGAGUGAACAGCAACGGUCCUAGUACUGAGCCUUGUGGUACUCCAUAUUGAACUUGUGAUCGAUAUGACAUGUCUUCGUUUACUACUACAAACUGAUAACGGUCAGAUAAGUAUGAUUUGAACCAUGACAAUGCAAUUCCACUAAUGCCAACAUAAUUUUCGAGUCUAUUUAAAAGAAUAUUGUGAUCAAUAGUGUCAAAUGCUGCACUAAGAUCCAGUAACACUAAUAGAGAGAUACAACCACGAUCUGAUGAUAAAAGCAAAUCAUCUGUAACUCUAAUGAGAGCAGUCUCAGUACUAUGGUACGGUCUAAAUCCUGACUGGAAAUCCUCACAGAUACCAUUUCUUUCUAAAAAGGAACAUAGUUGUGAUGAUACUGCCUUUUCUAGUAUUUUUGACAGAAAAGUGAGAUUUGAGAUCGGC
Messenger RNA from Ctenopharyngodon idella (grass carp), 5730 nucleotides. Its product is annotated as NLR family CARD domain-containing protein 3-like. Gene Ontology annotation, molecular function: protein binding. Bases 324 to 3308 code for a protein of 994 amino acids. The record is from RefSeq and is a predicted model, not a curated record. NCBI's taxonomy places the organism in Eukaryota, Metazoa, Chordata, Actinopteri, Cypriniformes, Xenocyprididae. The transcript has 11 exons.